Messenger RNA from Leucoraja erinaceus (little skate), 5916 nucleotides. RefSeq lists its product as uncharacterized. NCBI's taxonomy places the organism in Eukaryota, Metazoa, Chordata, Chondrichthyes, Rajiformes, Rajidae. The coding region runs from base 2444 to 4144 and encodes 566 amino acids. The transcript is spliced from 9 exons. The record is from RefSeq and is a predicted model, not a curated record.
GGGGGGGGAUAAAAGCUGUCGAGGAGAUGGGACAGGACAGAGCCGGACAUGUGAAAGGUUGAUUCAGGUUCAGGGUUUUUUUUUGAUAGAUGGAUGGUUUGACAAAGGUCAGUGAUGAAAAGACAAAAUGUGUGAUAUAAGGAAAGAAGAGUUGCCAAUUAUGGAGCCAGAGAAAUGUGGAGAGAGGAGAAAUGGUGCGAGUGUAGAUGGGACACGGAAGUGGAGGGAGAGGGAGGGUUUGAUAGCUGGAGAACUUGGAUAGGCGACAGUUCUAGUCUGGAUUCUUCUUCAGACUGAUUGUAGUGCUGAGAGGUGGGGACGGGACAAAGAGGUGGGGACGGGACAAAGUCACUUGCCAGGUAAUCUGAAACGUAAACUAAAAAAAAAAUUUAAAUACUCAGCAGAUCAAGCAGAUAUAGCUGUAAUGUUUAGGAUGAAUUGAAAGGUAGAGAAAUCUCAUUUUUUUAAAGAGGGCUUUUCAAUUCUUGUAUCUGCAUAAUGUCAAUAAUUGUUCACCAUUGGCAUCAUUAGUCAAGAGAGUGUAUAAUUGUCAUAUGUGGUGACAAUAGAACAAUUAAGUUCUUAUUUGCACCAGCUUAAAAGAUCCUGAACGUAUUGCACACAGAUAUCAAUAUAAAUAAUCAAAACAAUUCAGUAAAUGAGUAACUGCAACAGUAAACAUAAUGCACACAGAUUAAACAGUAAUCAAAAAAAUUAAAUUAAUAACUGCACUGGAACAAAAAAAAGUAUGCAACCAGAGACGGUUCAUCAAAAGUCAAUAGUUGAGGUUAUUGUUGUGUUGCAUUUUGGAGCCUGAUGGUUGCUAGGAAGCUGUUCUUGAACCUGCUGAUCAUAGAUUUCAGGAUCCUGUACCUUCUUACUGAUGAUAGGAGCGAAAUGUGAACAUGGCCAGGGAGAUAUUGGCUGCCUUUUUGAGGCAAGCCAUCUACACAUCCCUUCGAUGGUGAGGAGAUCAGUUCACGACCAGACUACCUGCGUCUACCUGUAAUCAGUUUAGAGGCUGAUUUCAGUUAAAGUUACCCUGCUGCAAUUGGAAUCCCUUAGCUUUGGCUCUUGGUAAACAAGAUCUCCCCUGUGGAAGCUGUUUGUGCAUGUAUUCCAUUUGUAACCAUGGCACCUGUUAAACAAUUGAUCAAACACAAAAUUAAAUUAGGGAGAGUUACAAGAGACUAUAGAAUUUGAAACAAAAAUUAAACUGCUGGAAGAAUCUCACUGUGAUUUGUCAUAUGUCAUUCAUUCUUUCAGUGGCUCAAACUGUUUCUGUAUUGGUCGACAGUCAGUCCUGAAGCUUCCAGCGAUGUUACUUGAACUGUUGAUUUACUCAGCAUGUUACAUUUUGUUAUAACAUAUAACUAACCUGAAAAGUUGAGAAAUAUAAAAAAUACAGAAACAGAGAAUACCAAAGAAGCCGUACAGGCAACCCGCACUUACGGAGGAGUAAUCCCGAUUUCCAAUUUUUAGUUUUAGAAAUACAGCAUGGAAACAGGCUCUUCAAUCACCGUGUCCACACCAACUAUUGAUUACCUAUUCACACUAGUUCUAUGUCAUCCCACUUUCUCAUCCACUCUGCACACCAGGGAACAAUUUAACCUACAAACCCCAAAUAGACUCAAAAUGCUGGAGUAACUCAGCAGGACAGCCAUCUCUGGAGAGAAGGAAUGGGUGAAGUUUCAGGUCAAAACCCUUCUUCAGACAGAAUCAGGGGAGAGGGAGACAUACAGAUAUGAAAGGGUAAGUUGUGAAAACUAGAUUAAAGGGGACGAUGAUCAACGGAAAUGUAGAAUGGUUCAUUGAUAGUUGAGGGUAAUGUGACAACCUGCUGAGUUACUCCAGUAUUUUGUGUGUGUCUAUCUUCGGUGUAAACCAGCAUCUGCAGUUUCUUCCUACAAAUUUAACCUACGUCUUUCGGUUGUGGGAGGAAACAAGGGUCCCGGAGGAAAUCCACGCGGUCACAGGGAGAAUCUGCAAACGCCAAUAAGGUUUGUACUCGGACCUCUGACGCUGUGAGCUGCGCACCCUUUACUUUUCUGUACACCGCAGAGUUUACAGGUGUGCAGGAACGAGUUAAGAGAGAAAACAACAAAUACAUCUUUGCGCAUAGGGCUGUGACAUCGCGGCGUCCUUGUUUACAUUUCACCGGCAUGGCCUCCUGCUCUGGAGCAGCAGAAACCAAAUAUACUAGAUCUAUAAUCUUUGGCAGAAACCCACCUUCGGCGCCGAUAGCUAACCGGCGCCCAGCGCGAGGCGUCGCGAGACUAGAGGCCGCAUGUCACAAACGGUUUUCGACGCGCGACGUUUGUAGACGUUGCCGGGCUGUGGGAAUGAGGGCGGCCGCCCUUCUCCAUGGCACCGCUCUCCGGGGGAGGGAGCACUGCUACUCGACUUGUUAAAAUGACACACUGACCCCUGCCCUGUUGUACAGAUGCCGUCAAACUUCAAAACAUUGUUUCUUUACAUCCUCAUUAUUGAGAUCAAACAGAGCCUGGCGUCGGCGAAGAAAGCGAACGCAGACACCGGCGUUGACUUGUUUCAAAAUGAAGGUGCUGCCCUGUUUAAAGUUGUGUCUUUUGACACACCAACAGGUGUUACACUUGCAAUUACCUUUGCAAGCAAAGUGAAAAGUAACUACGAAAUUGAUUGGAAUGCUGUGCAGCAGGAACACAAGAAACGGGUUCUAACAUCAGUUAUUGAACAAUGCAAGGAUAAACUAUGGUGCAAUGCACCAACAGCUCCAUAUAAUUUUGUUGAAGUAAUUCUACAAAACCUUGAUGAAAGUAAAAAAUUUGUUAAAAUUGUUAACAUUGAACCACUUAAGAAUCGAGGAUAUGAUUCUUCAGUAAUUGGGAAACAUGGUUGUGAUGCUUAUCCAUGCAUGAAUAAUGGAAAGUGUGUUUUAAGGCCAGAUAACUCACUUGGAUACGUAUGCAUUUGCUCCUCCGAAUAUUCUGGAGACUUCUGUCAGUCUGCUACGAGUACAAAUAAAUCUUCAUCUCCGUUUCUAACUUCUGGAUGUAUUGUGGUGCUAGUUCUCCUUAUUGCAUUAGGUUACCUUAUUUACUUGCAUUUUUUCAAGACAAGGAAAUGUCAAAGAACUGAAAAAGGAAAAACCGAUCGACGCCCACGUUCUAGAGCUACACGCAAGACUUCUUUAGAACCUGAAGAUUCCGAUUACAAUGAUACAGAUUUUCCAACACAAAAUGAUGAACAGAAAAAUGUUAGAUUUCAAGUUGAAGCAGUACGAUAUGAGUUUGAAAAUCCAGACUUAUAUAACGAUGAUGCAAGUUCAAGUGAGAAUUUUGUGAAUUUGGGAGAAAAAAAUACCUAUCCUGACAUCACAAAAAGUAUCCCUAACGUUUCAACCGAUUUUACAGAUGAUGGAAACAAACACCCAGAAGAGAACAAUGUAAGACAUUGUUCACAUGAAGAACCAAAUAAUGCGAAGACUCAACCAACAUCUGCACCAUCUGUUCAAGCUGGCAUUGAGGAUGAUUCCAAAUAUGAAUACGUUGAUGACUGCAUACCGUCAUCUGACAGUGAAAGCACAGCAAAUAGAAAUGUACCACCAAGUUCCCAAUCUGAUUCAAUAAAAUCUACAUUUUUAAAAGACGAUGACGAUUUUGAAAGCAUCGAUUCCAGCAGUUCACCUGACAACGGUUGGGAGACGCCAGGCCCAAUGCCAAAUGAAGACUUACUUGACAAAAAACAUUAUUAUUUAGUAAGCAUUGAUAAGCUUAAAUCUACAAAGGAUGAAGAAUUCCAAAAAGAUGACUUACCAACACAGAAAGAGUUCAUAGAUGAAUACUCCUCUAAAGCUGCUUCCGAAGUCCUUGACCAGUUCAACCAUGACUGUGAUUCAAGUAGUCAAUCUACAGACUGUUAUUCAUGUGCUGAAGAAUCAACAUAUUGUGCUCUAAAUAACAUUUCUUUACAAGACAACUGUGAUACUCUUGUUUACAUUCCAAGGAGAUCAACAGAUAAUAAUCCUUCGCAAGCAUCUGCAGUACAGGAUGAUAGCAAAGAUAACUCUCGUGUAAAGGAGCAAAAGCUGGUGUUCCCUCGGCAUACAAAGAGUGGUGCAGUUGUUUAUCGACUUUGUGAUCCUGACGCUGAAUCCAAGGACUAGUUUUAAAGUGCAAAAACACAGUUAAUAAUAGCACUCACAGCAGAAACUUGAGCAUAAGAGAAAAGUGGACUGAGACUCUCAUACAGUGCAGAGAGUGCUGCAGUUCCAGAAGAGCAGCAACUCAGACUACUGUAGAUAUUAACAUCAUGAAAACACCGCGUGCCCUUCCAAGUGAACAUUAAAAAAAUCAGCUGGUAUUGCCAGGUUUCCUGCAACACAAUAGGGUCGAUUUUUUAAAAACAUUGGUUGGCACUAAAGAACAAUGGGACAUCUUGAGAUUUCAUAAGGCGCUAUGCAUGUUGGGGCCUCACACAGAUUCUGGGGAGAAAUUUCUCUGAUCACAGGCAUCCGAUGGGAGUGGGGUUAUCAGUUAUCAUCUCCAUUGAAGACAAAAAGAAAGAUGUCUACAAAUAGUUGUCAAUACUUUAGCAACAAUAUAAUGCCAGCUUAGAUAAUGCUUCAUUUUUGCUGCAUCUUUUUGAAUCUACUUUUGUGGUACAAACUUUAUUACAAAAAUAAAAUGUUCACAGGCAAUGUAACGAUUGAAAAAAAAAAGAAUUGUCACAUGGAUCGAGGAGAUGUGAGUUGCAAAUUAUCAAACAACUGUUCAAGUGUUUGUCUCUCAACCUUGUGAGCCUGCCCAAAAUUGCUAGAAAGCUGCAAGGCUGCAGAAGGUUGCUGCUGUUCUAUUGCAACCUAAGAAACACAUUGAUGGGUUUUUUCACUCUUCCCAUUGCCUUUAAUUUUGAAACUAAUUGCAAAUUAAUGAUAAUUGUUUGGCAUAACAUUGAUGUAAACCAUAUUUGAAAAACUACAUGUGGAAAUCAAUCCUUUACAUACAUUCAGGAAUGCAACCAUAUAAUAGCAUUUAAAUAAAAUACAAAAGGCACAAAUUGAAUAGUGCCAAACUGGACAAAAAUGUCAUUGAUACUGUUUAUUCGAUAAAAAACACUUAGAAUAUUAUCUUCCAAAUAACAUGAUAAUAUAGGCAGAAUUACCACUUUAGGACUGUUACCCAUUUCAUGCCUUAAAUUUAAUUGGUUAAGAAGACAAUACAACAAUCUCGAUUUCCUACCGAUCUCGCUAAAUUGUAAUCAUUUUGCAAUUGCAGUAAAAUCAAUUGAAGUGACAGCAUACGGGGAAAAAAUUCCAUAAUUUCUGUCACAUCAAGGUGUUUGGCUCCAAAAAAUUCUGGAUCAAUUUAUCUUGCUGCUUUUUCUCAACUUUCAUUUCUAUGUGUUAGUUAACUACACAUUAAUGUAAUUUUAAUGGCAUGGAGAUCUGAUACGUCAUUGUUAUUUUUAACCCUACUUGUUCAUUAGAAGCUAUAUACACAGGACAGUUAAAAUUAUAUGGUUAAUUACUGCUAGAGAGAAGCAGCUUACCAAUUGUUCCAGAUGCAAAGACCUUUCGUCUGUUUAAGAAGGAACUGCAGAUGCUGGAAAAACCGAAGGUAGAUAAAAAUGCUGGAGAAACUCAGCGGGUGAGGCAGCAUUUAUGGAGCGAAGGAAUAGGUGACGUUUCAGGUCGAGACCCUUCUUCAGACUGAUGUGGUGGUGGUGGGGGCGGGAAGAAGAAAGGUCUAAUACUGUCCUCAGUGUGAGCAGGAGUACUUUUUUGGAACUGAAAGGAAUUUGGCAGCCCCUGGCUUUCGGGAUUCUUCCCAUAAUAAAGUUAUAUCAUGGAACAUGCAAUUUAUUUUAAUCUGAACUGAUAAUGCUGUUGUUAAUCAAGAAAGCUAUUAUCUUCUUAGUAAAUUUAGUCAACAACCC